This is a messenger RNA of Coccomyxa subellipsoidea C-169, 672 nucleotides long. RefSeq lists its product as hypothetical. Lineage: Eukaryota; Viridiplantae; Chlorophyta; Trebouxiophyceae; Coccomyxaceae. Bases 1 to 672 code for a protein of 223 amino acids. The transcript is spliced from 6 exons. The record is from RefSeq and is a predicted model, not a curated record.
AUGCCAAAAGGCAAAACUAAGCAACAAUCUACAGAGCCAGCCAACCCCGCACUGCCACCCAUCAGCGUGGAAGAGGCAGUGGAGAAUGUUGUGGCCAGCCUGCGCAUGAGGGCUGCUGGCACGCAGCGCAGAGUCCUCCAAUGGCAGGAACUGGCCCGCGCCUUGGGCAAGGGCAAGGGAGCUGCGCGAAUUGCCUUCCUCAGGAAUCUCAACCCUAACCUGCGGCGAGGGGCGUUCAGUGCGGACGAGGUGAUGCUUGUGGCCUGCCUGCACCUGAAGCUGUGCCGCACCUGCGAGUCACCCAUCUCCGAGAUCGGUAUCGCGCUGGGCACCACGGACGCUUAUGGCCUGCCGCUCGAUUUCCGCAGCCCCUUUGACAUCAGCGACCUGCUGCGCAAGACAGCCGAGAAGGACUGCCCGCCGCGCAGCGCAGCGAAGAGUGUUUUCUUCUUCCAUUACGCGCGGCGGCUGGCGGCCGUCAUGGCGUCCGAUGACUUUGCUGGCGACCGCGCAUGGGACCAUCUCGCCGGGCAUUUCCGGAGGGCCAUUCUCGCGGUUGCCCCACACAGCAGCAAGGAGCUGGAGCUGCUGAUCAAAGCGCUGCACAAGACUGGGCAGCUCGCCAAGUUUGGCUUUCACUCCAACGCGCUGCCGGCCGAAAUGCGCAGGUGA